CCAAAUCCAGCUGCUGGACGCACGGACAUUCGAGAAAGGUUGCAUCGAUAGAUACAAAGCAGAGGCGUACCUGUGCUGCGGAAUUCAGUGUGAACGAGAACUCGAUGGUGCUAGUGUCAGAAACUGGCAAGCUGACACAGUGGUCCCUGGGAGAGACCAACCAGAUGCUGGCCGAGUCGCAUCUGGAUAUUGGCACAUACGAGUCGGAGGAUGUCUUGCCGGAUGACUUCCACUUGACAUACGACCGCGUGGCAUUCACGCCCAACCGCGAGCAUGUGCUGGUUGCGCCUGGGAAGCAAUGCCUGGUGUUCAAUGUCGAUUCGGCAGCCAUGACAGACACGAUGCGCCGGCACAAGGAUUUGGUGACAUGCAUUGACUUUGCUGCCGACUGCUCGCUGUCGGCGAGCAUGGACGGAACCAUCCGCGUUGCCCAGUUCCGAGAGGUCUAAAAAUAAAUGCGAGGGGCGGGCAUGGGUUCCAGCCGCCGUGAUGUGGAGAGAGCAAGAGUCUGUGUGCGAACGGCUGGGCAUUAUGCUCACAGCCGUUCUUGGC
Molecule: messenger RNA, 552 nt
Organism: Linderina pennispora
Lineage: Eukaryota; Fungi; Kickxellomycota; Kickxellomycetes; Kickxellales; Kickxellaceae
Exons: 1
Coding region: 105-449 (114 amino acids)
Molecular function (GO): protein binding
Source: RefSeq, a predicted model, not a curated record